AUGGGUGGGUAGAAGGGGGCUGCCUGUGGUUGCUGAGGCGAGCGACACAAACAAGAUGGCGGACAUUAGAUGAUAUCUUGAUUUUAGCCUUUCGUAAUAAGUUUACCUCGAAAUAUGGCCGUCGAUAUGAUCGAUAGGUUCAACCCAAAGCUCGCUAAGUACAUAUCGGCCCUCACAGCUGCAGAAGAGCUUUGUUUAAGCGGUGAGCCACCGCAGAUUAAGGACCCCAAGACAGGUGAAAGCUAUCCCCCAACCAGCGCAAGGUGCCAUGAUCGAUUCAAAGUCGUCAUUCCUUUUGCUGGACAGACAUUGAGGUGGGAAGUGAUAUUUAGUGAUGUUGAUAUGCCUCCCGACCUUUCAUUUGGCUCACACGAUGCAGGGUUUGUCCCAGAUAUUACUUCUUUACAGUUCCUCAAUUCCUGGGAUCUUGAUGACCCCAACAGCCUUGUAAGUCUGCUACAAGAGUUGAUUGGCCAAUACAAGCAAUACCAGGCAGAUUUGGUUGCGAAAAUACCAAGACUGCAAUUCGACUGUGACUUUCUUACAUCAAGUGAAGAAUACAGUGAUUUUGAGAUUCUGUCCUUCCGUGGAAACCAGAGCUAUGAAAAUAUUGUGAAUAUUUUUAUCAGGAUACCUGUUGAUCUAGAUUCCAUUCCACCAUAUCUUAUUGCGGAGAACCCUGGCAAAGACAUAGCAUGUCUGCUGAUUUCAUACCAGUCACCGGAGGGAUCAGUUCAAGUCACGCCCAAGCUGUUUCUCUCACCUCGGCUAGAACGAGCAUUUGGCAGAUCAUCAUCUCUGCACAUCCCUCCUUGGGGAGGACAAAAUGGAUCUUGCCUGAUGGACUACGUGCCUGCAGUCCAUCAGAUGCUCACGCAAAAGGUCAAAGCAGUCAGCUCUGGCUAUAGGCUGAGAAAGGAUUAUGUCUCUGCUUUUCUGAGUUUAUUUGGAGGCUCAGUGUUGGAGUAUGAUGCAGGAAAGUUUCACUCACUGAGCCUUCUUUUCAAAGUCCAGGGAUUCUGCUGCAUAUUAAAAAUCCAUUUGUCAGUGGGUUUUCCUCUGGAUAAACCAUCCUUCACCUUGCACUCAAUAUACCAUGAGUCCAAUGGUAUCCCAUAUCACGAGGAACACAAAAAUUACUCCUACUCCCCGCGGUGGUCUCCAUCAGAAAUGGCAGAGGCAGCAAGGAGCUAUCUGCUACAAGCUGUACCAGAGUUCAAAGAAUCUUCCUUAUCCAAUGGAACCUUCUGAGACAAAAUAUGUUGUAGACAGGACAUUAUAUAUCUGGUAAAACAAAGAUCAACUCGAUACAAGCCACUUUGGAAUUGAAACAGAUCCUUUUCCAGUGGAACCUUUUGCAUCUGACCACAAUAUCUCAUGAGCUGGUCAAAUGAUGUCAACUGAGUGAAUCCAGACUUUUUUAAACAUAAGUCUUUGAUAUAAGACUUCAAAUGUUAUUUAUACACAACAAGGAGACGUAUUUUUCAUAUUGUUUUACUAUAAAAAAAGGGGGGGGGGGGGGUUGAUAUCCAUCUCAUUCACUCCCCCAUAUCCAUCCUGAUCAGGCAAAAGAGUCUUCCUUGGUUGGGGGGGGGGGGGGGUGAAUAGGUUAGCGGAUAUGCGGAUUCGGCUCCGAAAUGCUCACGGAUUACGGAUUUUGACGAUUAUUUCAGCGGAUUGGCGGAUUUUGGUAAUAUGGCGGAUCACGGAUCUGUCGACAAUUUGGGCGCGGAUUUCGGAUUUUGACUGCUUUGACGGUCGAAUUUCGGAUUUAAAAUGAAUUUCGGUCGAUGCUAUUGUUUAUCUGUCAAACCAUGCGGAUCUAAAAAUAUCUGCGGAUCCACGGAUUUGCCCCGAAAAUGUAGCGGAUCUGCGGAUUUACGUACCCCUAUUCCCCCCCCCCCCCCCCCCCCCCUUGGUUAGACAUUAAACUUUGUGGUGAUACUCUAAAAGAGGAUCAGGCCGAUAGAAAUAAGGACUCUGGUACAUCGAACAUAAAGGUGAUAUGAGAUUUUUAAAUUUAAGGAUUAAAAUAAGAUAUUGCAACUCAGAAUCAAGUAGGCCUACGGUAUUAUUUUUGUAGAUCACCUCAUUUAGAUGUUUCAAGCUAAGUUUUUCCUUUUUUAUGUGUGAUUUAAGAAUAAUCAACACCUCCUCUACUAAGGGAAAUAGAAAUUGAGGGAGGAAAAUGUUAUAAAGCGGCAUAGAGAUGGUGAAAACACCUGUAUACAAUCACUAAAUUUUGUUUAAUCUACUGAAUUGAGAUUCCAUGGGUGUUUUCAGGAUAAAAUAUCCUUCCGAGUGAAGAACAGAGUUUUUAAACCACACAACAUUCUCCUUUGUAUAUUUCUUUUAGUUUUGUAGUGACAUUGCUUGAUUAUACAUUUAUUUAAAAAAAGUGUUGAAAAGGGG
Molecule: messenger RNA, 2412 nt
Organism: Nematostella vectensis (starlet sea anemone)
Lineage: Eukaryota; Metazoa; Cnidaria; Anthozoa; Actiniaria; Edwardsiidae
Product: BRISC and BRCA1-A complex member 2
Exons: 11
Coding region: 115-1251 (378 amino acids)
Biological process (GO): double-strand break repair
Cellular component (GO): BRCA1-A complex; BRISC complex
Source: RefSeq, a predicted model, not a curated record